Molecule: messenger RNA, 2017 nt
Organism: Ostrinia furnacalis (Asian corn borer)
Lineage: Eukaryota; Metazoa; Arthropoda; Insecta; Lepidoptera; Crambidae
Product: peroxisomal N(1)-acetyl-spermine/spermidine oxidase-like
Exons: 8
Coding region: 229-1614 (461 amino acids)
Molecular function (GO): polyamine oxidase activity
Source: RefSeq, a predicted model, not a curated record
GCAAAAACUUUAUUAGCUUCUAUUUCAUAUGAUUCUCGAUGUAAGAAAUAAGAAGACGAAAUAAGACUGAUCAAGAAAUGGAACAGCACUGUUGUGGAAAUUUUUAAGAAAAUGCAAGCGAUGUAAAAUCAUUUUUGUAUUUAUCUCUAAUCAGUAUUACUACGUAAAUCGUAUACAUUUGCUUUGUUAUCCGGUUAAGUGCGUGGUACAUAAAAAAGAAGCCCAACAAUGUCGUCGUAUGACACGAUAGUGGUAGGCAUGGGAGCGGCCGGAACGACAGCCGCCUCCAUCCUCGCUAAGGCAGGCAAGAGAGUGCUGGGAUUGGAAGCCCAGAAUCGAGUCGGGGGGCGAAUCAAUACCGUGCCGUUUGGAGACGGCGUUGUGGAGUUAGGAGCUGAAUGGAUGCACGGCACCAAGCCAAACACAGUCUACGACUUGGCCGUCCAGAACAACGUGACCGUGCUACCUCAAGACAUAUCGAUGGAGGUGUACAUGUCUGAUGGAUCGUUAGCCAAUAAGGAACUGGUGAAUGAGCUGACUGAAUUCUGUCUCCAAGUCGUGGAUGAGCCGCCGCCGACUCCACAACCGCUGGGGCAGUAUAUCACUAAGAGACUGAUGGACUACAUUAAGGACAAGCACCCAACAUUACUAAAAGAUCAAGGCUUCAUAAACGAGUUCCUAGCGUUCAUGGACCUCAUGAUAGACAACUAUGAGGCCACAGACACGUGGAACGAUAUAACCACUGAGAGCAAGUACCGGGAGCUGGACGGACACCAGCAUAUGAGCUGGAACAAGAACGGGUAUAAGACGCUGUUUGAGAUCUUAUUGAAUACAUACAAUAACGGGCCUGGCCUACCAACGCUCACAAUCAAACUAAACACAGAGGUCUCUCAAAUAGUUUGGCCACAGGACCCGUCGCAGAAAGUUAUAGUCAAAAGCAAAGAUGGCGCCGAGUACUCAGCUGAUAAUGUCAUUGUGACAGUGUCAGUUGGGGUCUUGAAGGAAAGACACACAACAUUGUUCACACCACGUCUCCCAUCUGCCAAAGUUUCCACCAUCAACUCAAUAUCGCUGGGUGUAGUAGACAAAAUCAUUUUAUUGUUCCCUCAUUCGUGGUGGCCGAAAUCCAAUAGUGCGUUUCACGCGUUCAUAUGGAGGACUGAAGAUAAGAAGAAAAUAAAUGAUUGGACCACGAAGAUAUUGGGCGCGAGCUCGCCCAUGGGGUGUGAUACGGCUCUGACGCUGUGGACUAAUGGGGAAACCUCUAGAUUGGUAGAAACACUCCCAGAUGACGUGGUGAAGAGGAAAGCCAUGGAACUUCUAAGACGGUUCAUGGGAGCCAACGUCACCAUUCCGGAGCCCAUCAGUAUGUUGAGAUCGUCCUGGUAUUCGAACCCGUACACCCGCGGCAGUUAUACCUACGACAACCUCUCCUCUCCCUCCCACCCCACCGCGCGGGAAGACUUAGCCGCGCCCUUGAGCGACUCAUCCGGAAGGCCGCGGGUUCUGUUCGCGGGAGAGGCGACAGAAACGAACCACUUCUCGACCGUACACGGCGCCGUUGAUUCUGGGAGGAGGGAGGCGGCGAGACUGCUGCCGAGCAGUAAGAUUUGAUGUGCUGGGGUGUGUUAUACCCCGGGGUGUUUUACCCCAGUUGGGUUGAUUUUGUGUUACCCAGCUGGGGUGAAAAUACCUUAGGUCGCCUAUGCAAACCAACUGGGGUGUAUUAUACCCCGGGGUGUUUUGGACCCCAGUUGGGUUGAUUUUAUUGGUAUCACAUAUAAUCAACCCAACUGCUGGGGUAAAAAAUACCUUAAUGCUCGUUUUCACCAUCAACCCCUAAUUUUUAAGUGACCCCUAUGUAAACAAAAUUCCUGUUAUUUGUUACCAUAGGGGUCACUUAAAAAUUAGGGGUCACUUAAAGACUUAGCCGCCCCCUUGAGCGACUCAUCCGGAAGGCCGCGGGUUCUGUUCGCGGGAGAGGCGACAGAAACGAACCACUUCUCGACCGUACACG